AUGGCAGUGUCGACACAUAUACGAGACCGUCCCUCCGACGAAGUUGCCGCGUUCCGCUCGCCAAACGAAGCAUGGUCUCACGCUGCAAGAGACCCGGCACCACGUCGAGACUACCUACCCCUACCGCCAUCUCCGCUUGGACUCUCAAACUAUGAUGCUCUCGACGUUGAAGAUAAUGGUGAUGCGUUCGACCCGUACGCUCAUCUUGACGACGAAGAUGAGCCGAUACCAAAUCCAUACGAGGAUGACGAUGAGGUGCCUUUCUCGCCUUCUGCCGUCACUUCUAGUUCAUCCACCACAGCAUACACCAACAAUACACAUGCCACGAGCAUGUUCUCCGACUUCAACGUGUUGGGCCACGAAGAACCAGUUGUUGGUGACUACGACCAGGUAGAUGAAGGGGCAGACGCGUUCAGCGCCUACACUCGCAUCAACGUCGCCGGACUUUCCCGCCCUAUUCGCAACAUCGCAGUCCGCAUCCAAGAGAACAGACUCAUUCGCCAUGUCGCCAAACUUCCGGCCAAUCUUACCAACGAAAUCAGUGUCACCGGAGAUGCUCGCCGUGAACACCGCGGCCGCUACGUCGCCAAACUUUAUGCCUACAGCACGGACGAUGGCUUCUCCUGA
Alternaria arbusti is the source of this 627-nucleotide messenger RNA. RefSeq lists its product as uncharacterized. The transcript has 3 exons. Lineage: Eukaryota; Fungi; Ascomycota; Dothideomycetes; Pleosporales; Pleosporaceae. The record is from RefSeq and is a predicted model, not a curated record. The coding region runs from base 1 to 627 and encodes 208 amino acids.